Aricia agestis (brown argus) is the source of this 923-nucleotide messenger RNA. RefSeq lists its product as uncharacterized. Gene Ontology annotation, biological process: regulation of synaptic transmission, cholinergic; positive regulation of voltage-gated potassium channel activity; sleep. The record is from RefSeq and is a predicted model, not a curated record. The coding region runs from base 113 to 589 and encodes 158 amino acids. Lineage: Eukaryota; Metazoa; Arthropoda; Insecta; Lepidoptera; Lycaenidae. The transcript has 4 exons.
CACUGUCGGCGCCUCUAGCUCAGUCUCGCUAGCCACCCGCUGUUGUACGCCCGUCGACAACUCGCCGACAUCAACGACAACUCGCCGACAACAACAACUCAACAACAACGACAUGGCUCGCGCUGUUGUGUUCACUUUGACCGCCCUACUGGCCCUUUUUGAAUUUGGAUCCUGCCUGCAGUGCUACCAAUGCAACUCUCAAUCGGACCCCAACUGCAGAGACCCCUUCUCGUCCUCCAGAGCUUUAGUGGACUGCAACACCCAGGACACUAUCAACUACAACCGCCAGUACCUGAGUCAGAUCCUGCCCCGUGAGCUCCUGGAUUCCGUUGCUGGUGCCCCAAGAUACUGCACCAAGCUGGUCAUGAAAAAUGGCUCCACCGUCCGUACCUGCUUGGACGCUAACCCCACCGACCUCAGCCACACCUGCAAGAUGCUGACCAACAUCGCUCAGGUCACCGACCCCAGCAGGAUGAUCGAGCACUGCAGCGUGUGCGACAAGGACCGCUGCAACGGCGCUGCCUCUAUUGCUGCCUCGCUCCCUCUUCUCUUCGCAGCCAUCGCCGCUUACUUGUACAGCAAGCAAUAAUAUAAUUAUUAAAAUCGCUCAUAUAAUUAAAGUAUUUUAAUGAUUAGGACAACGACUCCUUGUCUAAGGUUUUGGAAUGUCAAGUAUCUGAGAAAAUCACUAAAAUACUGUUGUUAUAGGAGCUGCAGUAAACCUAAGAUGCUUUUGUAAAUUACCCAUUAGAAGUCAGUGUAACAAAUGCUGUUCAUAUUUUUAGUGCCAAAUCGGCUUCAUCAGGGUUCCGUAGUUUCGGAACCCUUAUUUUUUUCUAGGAUCAACUUCGCCUUUGAAACUGAAAACCGUCCAAAUACUGUUGAUUUGCUUGAAAAUAUAAAAAACAUAUUAUAUAAGUGUU